This is a messenger RNA of Penicillium angulare, 264 nucleotides long. Its product is annotated as methylcrotonoyl-CoA carboxylase beta chain. The transcript has a single exon. Gene Ontology annotation, molecular function: methylcrotonoyl-CoA carboxylase activity. Bases 1 to 264 code for a protein of 87 amino acids. The record is from RefSeq and is a predicted model, not a curated record. NCBI's taxonomy places the organism in Eukaryota, Fungi, Ascomycota, Eurotiomycetes, Eurotiales, Aspergillaceae. Gene Ontology annotation, cellular component: methylcrotonoyl-CoA carboxylase complex; mitochondrion. Gene Ontology annotation, biological process: L-leucine catabolic process.
AUGUGGCCUAAUUCGAAGAUCGGUGUAAUGGGAUCCGAGCAACUCUCCUCCGUCAUGGAAGCCGUCGGAAAGACAGCUGAUCCAGCCUUAAAGGCUCGCAUUGACCACGAGUCUGAAGCUAUCUUUUCAUCUGCUCGCUUAUGGGAUGACGGCGUGAUCCCCCCAGCACAAACACGGAAUAUGUUGGGUCUGGGAUUGGCAGCUGCAUUGGGUGGAAAGGCCGAGCCAGACAUACAAACCAGGUUUGGAGUGUUCCGAAUGUAA